CAUCCGACUCGAUGUUUGGCAGCGUCAUGGUAUUUCACAGCAGUCCAUGAUAACUGACCGCCUAAAACCGCCCAUCCCGGCGCCUACUGUCAAUUAAAUUCUAACCGUAUAAAUUAAUGAACGGAUCCUUAGGUGUGCGUGUGUUUUACAGUAUGUGGUGCAAGGGAGUAAUCAGUUGAUCGGUAAAUGAAAAAAGGAUCAGUACACUGGACAGCGAUUUUCUCAUGCGGGUUGUUCAGCGCAACCGAGGCGGGCAGUGAGAUGACAUCUUUAGCUCCCAGUCAUCCGAUAAUGCCGACAGGAAAUCGUAUGGGUCCGCGUGCCUCUCCCUGCCCCAAGGGCUGAUCCUGAUCUUGCAGCCUGUGUGCCCGCAGAUCGCCCUGUGGGACUUGGGUGCUGUGCCCAGCUCGGCAGAGGCCAGCCUGCGUAGAAGAUGAGCAGAAAAUCCAGGGGUUGGUUCCUGUCACGCUCCUCCAAGCCCAAGGAUAAGAGCGAGGAGGAGACGAUGGCUUCUUUGGACCUCAAGCUGGAUCUUCUCUGCUGUCACAAGGUGCAGGACUCCCUGCUGAGCUCAGCCAGUAGGUUCACUGACUAUCGAGGGAUAUUCAACUGGUGUGUCAUCAUGCUGGUACUCACUCAUGCCCACCUGUUCCUAGAGAACUUCAUUCAACAUGGCUUCCUGGUGGACCUGAGGAAGGUUCUCAGACUUCUGGUGGAGGACGGUUAUAACUGGCCUUCCGUCUACCUGAUCCUCGUUUCCAAUGUGUUUGUGGCCACAGCUCUGUUGAUUGAGAAGUGGCAGGAGCAGGGCUUCCUAUCUCAGAGGACUGGAUGGGUCCUGGAGGCAGGAAACCUGCUUGUGUUGAUGGUGUUUCCCACAGCAGUCAUCCUGCACAAGUCCACCUCCAUUUCUGUUGUGGGGUCACUGCUCUCUCUGUGCUUCUACACUGUCCUCACCCUCAAGAUCUAUUCUUACCAUGAUGUGAACAGCUGGUACCGCCAAGGGCAAGUCGGAAACUCAGGGUCGGCAGAGAUGAAGGAGGAACAGGAGGACUGUCCAGGAAGGAGGGAGUAUCGAGACUGCCUGACGCUGAAAGAUCUGUAUUAUUUCCUCAUGGCUCCCACUCUGUGCUACCAGCUGAACUUCCCUCGGACUCGAACCAUCCGCAAGAACUUCCUCUUUCAGAGGCUCUUGGAAAUGCUUAUCCUGAUCCAGCUGAUGGUAGGGAUAGCUCAGCAGUGGAUUGGGCCGAUCAUCCAGAGGUCAGAGUGCACCUUCACAAAUAUGGAUACCACUGCAAAGAUUGAGCAUCUGAUGGAGUUGGUGGCACCCAAUCACUUCCUCUGGCUCAUCCUGUUCUACCUGCUCUCUCACUCCUGCCUCAACUUCAUCGCCGAGCUGCUGUGCUUUGGAGACCGCGAGUUCUAUGGGGACUGGUGGAAUGCUGAUAACCUGAAGGCCUUCUGGAGUAAAUGGAAUAUUCCUUUCCACAAGUGGUGUUCAAGGCACCUGUACAGACCCCUGCUCCGGAGGAGACUGGCCCCUCAGCACGCAGAGCUGACCGUCUUUGUGAUGUCUGCGGCCAUGUGUGAGGUACCACGCCCUGGGGGACCGGACAUUCAUCCACAACUCUCUCCACCUGCCCAAAACAAACGACUUCCUCAUUGCUGUACCUCUGCAGAUGUUUCGCCUCUGGAUCUUCAUCAUCAUGAUUCUAGAGAUCAAAGUGGCGUACUUCCUGGGGCACUAUUUCACAGGGAACUAUGGCAACGGCAUGGUGUGGCUCUGCAUGCUCCUGGGCCCUCCCAUCGCGGUCAUGACCUACUUCCACGACUACUACAUCCUGAACAAGGAAAACUCCUCCUGGACGCUUAUUUUACCACCACUCUAGACCACCAGCUCUGUGGGAAACCCGGCCGAUUAAAGGCUUCUCCCCUGGAGAAAGCAAUGCCCCGUCUCGUCUAGCGUCUGCCAUGUGUGCUCUUCUGCUCUGUAACUAUGGCUUCUGGAUUCAGUGUUUUGCCAUUCUUAUGCUCCUUUAAAUGUUUGCUUGACACCCA
Molecule: messenger RNA, 2061 nt
Organism: Lepisosteus oculatus (spotted gar)
Lineage: Eukaryota; Metazoa; Chordata; Actinopteri; Semionotiformes; Lepisosteidae
Product: diacylglycerol O-acyltransferase 1-like
Biological process (GO): triglyceride biosynthetic process
Cellular component (GO): endoplasmic reticulum membrane
Molecular function (GO): diacylglycerol O-acyltransferase activity
Source: RefSeq, a predicted model, not a curated record